This is a messenger RNA of Pteropus alecto (black flying fox), 2573 nucleotides long. It is a transcript of the gene A4GNT, whose product is annotated as alpha-1,4-N-acetylglucosaminyltransferase. Gene Ontology annotation, biological process: protein O-linked glycosylation. Lineage: Eukaryota; Metazoa; Chordata; Mammalia; Chiroptera; Pteropodidae. The coding region runs from base 23 to 1045 and encodes 340 amino acids. Gene Ontology annotation, molecular function: acetylglucosaminyltransferase activity. The transcript is spliced from 2 exons. The record is from RefSeq and is a predicted model, not a curated record.
GGGCCGGAAGAGAGAAGCGGACAUGCUGAAGGAGCUCCAGCUCUUGCUGUUAGUCACCCUACUGCUUUUAUGUGGCUUCCUCUACCAGCUCACCCUGAAGUCCAGCUGCUACUUCUGCUUGCCUCCUGAUGAGUUCCAGCAGGGGCCGGAAGCCCUCCUGGGCAAGGGACGCAUCAUUGUGUUCCUAGAGACCUCUGAGAGAGUGGAGCCAUCCCCACUGGUCUCCUGCGCUGUGGAGUCCGCUGCCAGGGUUUAUCCUGAGCAGCCUGUGGCGUUCUUUAUGAAGGGUCUCAGUGACUCCAUGCAGCUGCCCCCAAACUCCACUUACACAGCCUUUUCCCUCCUCUCAGCAAUAGACAAUGUUUUCCUCUUCCCUUUAAAUAUGAAAAGGCUGUUUGAAGACACACCAUUGUUCUCAUGGUACACUCAAAUCAAUGCCAGUGCACAGAGAAACUGGCUCUAUGUCAGCUCAGAUGCAUCCCGCCUGGCCACCAUCUGGAAGUACGGCGGCAUCUACAUGGACACUGAUAUCAUCUCUAUCAGGCCUAUCCCUGAGGAAAACUUUUUGGCUGCACAGGCUUCUCGGGACUCUAGUAACGGGGUGUUUGGAUUCCUACCCCACCACUCCUUCCUAUGGGAGUGCAUGGAAAACUUUGUUGAACACUACAAUUCGGACAUUUGGGGCAACCAGGGUCCCAUUUUGAUGACGAGGAUGUUGAGAGUGUGGUGCAAACUCAAAAAUUUCCAGGAGGUGAGCGACUUCAGGUGUUCAAACUUUUCCUUCCUACAUCCCCAAAGAUUUUACCCCAUUUCCUAUCCACAGUGGCGGCGCUACUAUGAAGUGUGGGACACAGACCCAAGCUUCAAAGACUCCUACGGCCUGCAUCUGUGGAAUUACAUGAACCGGGAAGGGAGGACUGUGGUUAGAGGCAGCAACACGCUAGUGGAAAAUCUCUACCGUAAACACUGUCCUAGGACUUACAGGGUCCUGAUUCAAGGCCCAGAAGGGUUGGUGACCGGGGAGCUGGGUCUAGGUAACGAAUAGUUCCAGCGCUGGGUUGUUGCUGCUACGUCGUGGAACCAAGUGCUGCCUGGAGCAUCUCCCUUUCCCUCGAUCUCCACUCUUCUCAGGGGUGCGGGGGCUUAUCCACAUGUCAGUUAGGAUUAGUUUUCUCUGUCUGUAAUAGAAAAAUUCUAAAGACCAUUGGUAUAUAUAAUAUAGAAUUUUAUUUCUCUCUCCUGUAAAAGAAUCUGAGGGCAGGGAAUUCAGAGUGAGUGUGGUCACCACAGUCAUCAGAGACUAAGGCUCUUUGCAUCUUUCUGUUUGUCAUCCUUAGUGUCCACAGCUUAUGGUCCAUAUUGCUUCCUGAUCUCCAGUCAUCAUGUCUGCAUUUAAAUAAUGUGCCCUGGACUAGCCAUCUAGGGCCAGUCUCCUUGGUCCUGUUUCUGUGUCAGGGACUGACACUGGUGCCACCAAAUCUUGUGCAUGCUGUGGCAGAGGAUGACAGCUUCCCAGAGCUAAGUGAUCUAAUUCUCUGCAAACUCUUGGUAUCUUCAGGACCUGGAACAGAGCCUGGCACACAGUGGGUACUCAAUUACUCUUGGCUGUAUUGAAUGUUGAACUGUGGCCCAGUAAGGGAAGGGUGUGAGGGUUUCAUGCAUGACAGGUCUUGGUCAAUUGAGGAUGGAGUCUUUAGCUUUUGGCAUUACCGACAAGGUGGACUGAGUUGCAUGUCAAGUCUACUUUCUCACAACAGCCCUGCAAAAGAGGGGACACAUUUACACAUGGGGAAAUUGAUACUGGUGGAAAUGAUGAAAACAAACAGGUUCUCCCAGAGCUACUUGCUCCACACUUCAGGAUGGCGGUGGGAAGAGAGCUGAGAAACAAAUGCUCCAAGCUCCAACAGAUUUCACACUGUGCUGAACUCAGAGGACACGCACUGACUGCCAGUCCACGGGCUGAGCCUAGAGAUGCUUUAGCUAAUGUGGUUUCAUAAUGACCCUGGUAGGUAGAGUUUAUUUUUUCUAUUUUAUAGAGAGGUUAAAUGACUUUCCCAGAAUUACAAAGCUUAGAAAUGUGGAAGAUAGAUGACUCCAAAGCCUGGGCUCUUCUCUCCCUUCCAGUGGAGAGAAAAGUGUCCCCUGACCAAGAGAGGAGAGGAGGAACAAGAUUUCUCACAAAGUAGAUGGCUCACAGAAAGGCCUUACUUGGUCCUGGUUCCCGCUCCAUCCACUUGUUUUUAACAUUUAAAAUAUUGUGGUAAAAUAUAAAAUCAUAACAUUUACCAUUUUAACCACUUUAAAGUCUACAAUUCAGGGACAUUAAGUACAUUCACAUUGUUGUACAACCCACACCACUAUCCAUUUCUGUAACCUUUUCAUCUUUCCAAAGUAAAACACUAUACACAUUAACUCCCCACCCCAGCCCUGGUAACCACUAUUCUGCUUUCUGAAAUAUCUCUAUAAAUUGGACAAUUCUAGGUACCUUGUAUAAGUGGAAUCAUGUAAUAUUUAUCCUUUUGUGUCUGGCUUAUUUCACUCAGCAUCAUAUUUUCAAGGUUCAUUUAUGUCGU